ACCACACUGCAAAGAGAGCGACAUUUACUUUAAAAAGUGAUUUACAGACAUCAAGAGUGAAACAAACAAAAAGACCCAGUGCUGCUUAACUGGACUAGAGCUAAUUUGAGAACUCACAGGUUGUUUUUUCUUUCUUACUUUAUAAAUCUGCCUCUGGACACGGUGAUACAUAGUCUACUGUCUCCUGUGGACCUACCUGCUGUGAUGGGCCGGACGAACAGCGGGCAGUGUGGGGGUGCCAAGAGCGCAAGAGGAGGUCUGGACGCAUAGGCCAAGUGGUGAAAUAGAGCUGAGACUGCCUCAUGAGUUGGGCCUCUUCUGUGUUUUGGUCCCCACCCCCAUCCUCCCAGCGUCAGUGGGAUGUCCCAGGUGUGUCUCCUCUUGGCCUUGCUCAUGCUCUGCAGCUGCAAAAAGGUCUGCUCUGCUAACUCUCUUGAGCUUGUGAAGGAGCAGUGGAGCAGCUACAAGAACCAGUGCCUUGACCACCUCGGUGCCACGCCCCCUGCAACAGGGCUGGUGUGUAACAGAACCUUUGAUUUGUAUGCUUGCUGGCCUGAUGGACUUCCAGGAACCACUGUAAAUGUCUCCUGCCCAUGGUUCCUGCCAUGGUACCAUAAAGUUCAGGAUGGUCUGGUUUACAGAUUCUGCAGUGAAGAUGGCAAAUGGGCACAGAAGAAUACCAGUGAAUGUGAGGACGACCCUGGUGAGCAGCAGUAUGGCCGCAUCCUCAAUCAGUUGCGGAUCAUGUACACAGUGGGUUACUCUCUCUCACUGGGGGCUUUGCUGCUGGCACUGGGAAUUCUCAUCUUCUUCAGGAAGCUCCACUGUAUGAGAAACAACAUCCACAUGAACCUGUUUGCCUCAUUCAUCCUGAGAGCUGUGUCCAUUCUGGUUAAAGAUGCUUUACUGACCCUCACACUGGAUCCGAGAAGCAACAGUGACUCACAGGCACGAAGCUGGGUCAACAUACCGGCUGUGAUGUGGUGUCGUGGUGCCAUGGUGAUGAUGCAGUACAGUGUAAUGGCCAACAACUAUUGGCUUCUGGUGGAAGGCAUCUAUCUUCAUAGCCUCUUAGUCAUCACUGUAUUCAGCGAGAGGAAGUACUUCUACAUUUACCUGGCCAUUGGUUGGGGUGCACCUCUCAUAUUUGUGUUGCCAUGGAUCGCAGUGAAAUACCUGUAUGAGAAUGAAGAGUGCUGGGAGAGGAAUAUUAACAUGGGAUAUUGGUGGAUUAUCCGAUCUCCUAUACUUUUUGCUUAUCUGAUUAACUUCUUCAUAUUUAUCCGUAUUAUUAAAAUCUUAAUGUCUAAACUUAGAGCUCACCAGAUGAGAUACACUGACUACAAGUUCAGACUGGCAAAAUCUACCCUGACUCUCAUUCCCCUGCUUGGGAUUCAUGCCAUCCUCUUCACCUUUGUCAUUGAUGAAUCUGUUCCUAAAGGCUCUGUUCUGCGCCUCGUUCGCCUCUUCUGUGAUCUCCUGUUCAACUCCUUCCAGGGCCUGCUGGUUGCCAUCCUGUACUGCUUUGUCAAUAAAGAGGUGCAGUCGGAGAUGCUGAAAAAGUGGAAGAGGUGGAAACUGGGUAAGGACAUUGAUGAGGAGUACCGCCACACACACAGCCAAACGCCACAUGUUAAAAGCGGCAGUAUCGCCACUGGCAAUGUGCCCAACACCGGUGACCCAAAUGCUGACUGGCCUCGCUUCAACAAAGCCAACAGCGGCCCGGUUUGCUCCGCUGCAACUGAGGAGAACCGCAAACUCGUUGUCUCCUUUAGCAACGGGACAGGGAAAUGCAGACCUGCCAAAAGCAGGCACACCCUGCACUUCUCUUUCCAAUCGCACAGAGGCGCCACCAGCAGCACUGCCACAGAGGAUGUGUGUCUGGAAGAGCGCGUGAAGUACCGCUCAUAUACUCUGGAAGGAGAGGAAACUAAUGUUUGACUUCCCUGGGACCUCAUCGCAAAAACUCUCACUGAUUGCGCUUCUUGUUUCGGAUCCGUGCUUAUCAUGUGGCAGUUGUAUAGCUUGAGCAGGAAGAGGAUGAGGAAGUAACAAACAGGGAUCAUGAUGUUCACCGAUUCAGAACAUUGCAGGAAAUACCUUUGAGUCCUGCCCAGCUGCAAAUGAGUAUUUACUGCUUCUGGGAGAUGGAGGAAAAAACACUUAUUGACUUCAGACAUUAGGAAUGAUCAAAUAAAUUAAAACUUCACUGGCAUUCAGUGUGCGUACGUGUGUCUGCCUGUAGACAUAUGGAGGACAGCUAUUUCAACACCAACCCUUCUCACAUCUUAUCCGGUGUAACCAUUGUGGGACAUGCUUGUGUCGUGUGUGUUUGCAGCAGUUGGCACCAAUCUGUGGUACAGAAGAACCUCUUGGUGUCAAAGUAUGAUUUUAUUUAAACUUUUGGUUCGAUGGAAAUGAAUGUGAAUUGCACCAUGAGAGACUCUUGAUGUCUGAGUGGUCAGGAAUUGCAAUUUACUGGAGACCUCUCUAUCUUAUCAUGCUGUGAUAAGAGUCAGUGUUUGCUAUGCUGAGGCAGGCACACAGAAUAUGGACUCUUUCACCUUUAGAAGGAACAUGAUACAAAGUUUAACUUAUUCUGGUUUUAACAAGCCAAAGCCAAACAAGAAAAUAAUAAUAUAUCACAGGUUUGUUAUUGACUGCAUAAAGCACUAAAUCCAUAUUUUUA
This is a messenger RNA of Pelmatolapia mariae (spotted tilapia), 2689 nucleotides long. It is a transcript of the gene gcgrb, whose product is annotated as glucagon receptor b. Gene Ontology annotation, cellular component: plasma membrane. Lineage: Eukaryota; Metazoa; Chordata; Actinopteri; Cichliformes; Cichlidae. Bases 361 to 1941 code for a protein of 526 amino acids. Gene Ontology annotation, molecular function: gastric inhibitory peptide receptor activity; peptide hormone binding; glucagon receptor activity. The record is from RefSeq and is a predicted model, not a curated record. Gene Ontology annotation, biological process: cell surface receptor signaling pathway; adenylate cyclase-activating G protein-coupled receptor signaling pathway. The transcript is spliced from 14 exons.